AUGCGCACUAUAGCGUCUCUGUUUUUCUUCAGUCUUCUGUUAGGAGCUACGUUUGCAAAAGCUGACGAUGCCACAUCGAUAAUCGAGUCAAUUUUGAACGUGGAUCGAGCUCUGGAAGAGGAAAUUAAAAGCGACAUAGCAGAGGCCAAGGACAAAAAAGCUCAGCUGAAGAACCAAAUCUCAGACUACGUGAGGAACUCCGCCCAACAACUCAAGGAUGCACUGAGCGACAAGGUUGACAAACUUCGCGAAAUUGAUGAGCAGUUUCGACAAGCUUGGCAGAAAGUUCUUGACAAAUAUAAAGACAUUCAGUGGAGACUCAAUGACUCCAGUAAUGCUUCCAAAGAGCGUCGAAGAGAAAAGCUCGAGAGCAUGAGAGCCACUCUGAACGAAAUGAAAGCAAUUAUCACUCAACAAAAGGAAGAACGCGAUCAGAAACGACAAGAGCGCCGUGAUGAAUAUGAAAAUCGGGUUAAUCAGAUCAAAAACGACCUCAAGGUAAGUAGAGAUACAUGCACUAGUAUAGCGCAGAUGGGAAGGACGUGUCCACGCCGGUGGCUAUGA
Molecule: messenger RNA, 564 nt
Organism: Cooperia oncophora
Lineage: Eukaryota; Metazoa; Nematoda; Chromadorea; Rhabditida; Trichostrongylidae
Source: the annotation of a GenBank genome assembly